Ostrea edulis (European flat oyster) is the source of this 10745-nucleotide messenger RNA. RefSeq names its product inositol 1,4,5-trisphosphate receptor type 2-like. NCBI's taxonomy places the organism in Eukaryota, Metazoa, Mollusca, Bivalvia, Ostreida, Ostreidae. Gene Ontology annotation, molecular function: inositol 1,4,5-trisphosphate-gated calcium channel activity; inositol 1,4,5 trisphosphate binding. Gene Ontology annotation, biological process: calcium ion transmembrane transport. The record is from RefSeq and is a predicted model, not a curated record. Gene Ontology annotation, cellular component: membrane; endoplasmic reticulum. The transcript is spliced from 72 exons. The coding region runs from base 505 to 8409 and encodes 2634 amino acids.
UUCCACGUGGGAUUACAGAGGUUCCACUGUGUCCAGUGUAGACAGCGAGAGCUCUCUGUCACAGCGGCACACACGCGAGCGUUGUUUUUAUUUUACCAUAGAAGCAUUGAGUACAAAGACAACGUUCUUUCACAGAAAGUUGUUCCUGGGAAUUGAAGUCGACCAGCUUUAAAAUGACUUUCGUGAUCUCGCCACGGGUGGAUGACAGUGUUUUAAUCACGUGACUUUUAUAUCACCUUAGUGACAUGUAUACACUUGUUUUUUUUUUCUUUCAUGGUCUUUAAAUUUUUGGAUAUAGAUAGUUUCAAAAAUUGGAAAAUCAAUGACCCGUCCUAUCGAUAAAUCAUAACGUAAGGCUUUUGUACAGCGAACAUUCGCCAGUUAUUUAAUCGCAGCGAGACUUUGGUGAACAAGAGCUCGAAAAGAAAACUUCUUAAUUUAAGUUAAUUGUGAUAAUUUUACGAAGAUAAUCAGUGAUAUGUUAGGAUGGAAUAACACAUAACCAUGGAUGAUACGUUGAGUGUCGGAGAUAUUAUAUGCCUAUAUUCGGCGGAAAGUUUCGGGUUUAUUUUAUCUACACAAUCCAGCUCUGUACACAAUGAAGUGGCAGUUGGUUCUAGACAGGACAGAAAGCGACCGAAUGUAUCCGACCAGCAUGUGAUUUCAUUCAAGAUAGAGGUAGCCAAUCGGUACAAAUUGAACAAAAGUUACAGGAAGUUACAGGCCAAACUAGCGGAGGAGCCGGAGAACAUCCCCCUCAGGAAUUCCGUGUCUAAAGCCAAGCUUGCUGCAGAAGCAGAAAAUGAUGACAACAUUUUGGAACAGAAGAGACAGCAAGGCAAGAAAGUUCUGUAUGGACAGGUCAUACAGUUGCGACAUUUGUUCACGAACAAGUACAUCCAUGUCAGCACCACCAAGACAUCCAACACGGAGACCAACAACAUGGCUGUGGAGUUACUGGGAGACAAUGCCAAACAUGCUCAGUUCCGUAUCAUGCCACGAUACAAAGUCAAGGCAGAGGGUGAUGUGGUGCAAGUUGAUGACCAGGUUGUUUUGGAGAGCGUGAAAUCCUCAGGAUCAUACCUUCAUGUCAGCAAAUCAUUACUGGGUCAGGUGUCGGUCUACAGCACAAGCCAUGAACUGAAUCUGUCUGUCCAGCAGUCUGGGUUCACAAUCUACAGGAAGUACAAGCCUGCUCCAGAGGACAUGGACAGGGUGAAAGUAGGAGACAUCAUCCGCUUUUACCACAAGGAGAUGGAGGCUUACUUAGUGGCAGAGGGACUGUUUGAUGACGAACUCUUGGAGGAUGUUCAUCUGAGAAUGAGGCCAAUGGACCCAGCAAACCCUAAGACCCUGUUCCCUAGUACAUCAGCAGUCACAUAUUGGCAGAUAGAGCUUCAGGAGGGACCAGUACAAGGUGGAGUCCUGAAAUGGGAACAACAGUGUAAAAUCAUCCAUAUGUGUACUCGGAAAUACCUGACAGUGAAGGAUGGUCAUGUGACCUUAACCGGUGACCAUCUGGAUCCGGCUACUGUGUUCAGACUCCAUCCUGUUAUUAGGGAAAAUGACGAUAUUCCAUUGGACAGUUACUGCAGAAUUGAACAUGUGGUGUCGGGAAGCUGGCUUCAUGCUUUUCUUGAGGAAUACAAGAGGAAGCAGGUUAUACAAACACAGGACACCAAGGCAAUGGAAUCUCUCAAAUGGAGCACAGCAGAACUCAAGCAGACACCACAACCUACUAUCACCCAAACGACCGCUGGAAAAAGGAAAGUCAAUAAAAAGCGGAGUCAGACUUUAUGCAUUGGGACAAUUGAAGAGAAGCAAUAUGAUGAUGCCUUCACUAUACAGGGAGUGGAAGAUGAACAUGUCGAGAUCUUCCAUCACAUGGCGGGAAUGGUGCCCUUCAUACAGAAACUGGUGGCUGAUAAACGGGCUGGGAUGAAUCUGAACGCCAAAAUGGCACACGACACUCUAACAGCUCUGGGAGAACUCAGCACUUACAUGAUUGUGGAUGGACAGCCAGAAAAAAAUCGACAGAAAUUGAUGAGAAAUCUCAGGAUAGUGGAGCUGUUGAUAUAUCUACUUCGGAUCCCAUUUAGAGGAAGCCCGGAUCAGUACCAUCUGACGAAGAUUUUUGUGGAGGCUUACAAUGUGUUGUAUACUUACCUAAUGGGAGACAGUCGGAAGAAUGAGCUGUAUAUUGCCAAAUACAUUGAUUUCUUUCUGUCGCAGUUUGAACUGAAGGAGGGUCAGAUUGGUUUGAAUGCAGCUCACAUGGUGAUGGAACUCAUUAAAGACAAUCGGAAAAUUGUGGACCGAAUUUCCCAUGGCCACAUUGACAAGUUUGUGGAACUUCUACAGAGAGACAGGAAUCAUAGGUACCUUGACUUGCUGGCAGUCUUGUGUGUAUGUGAUGGUGUGUCCAUUCCAGACAAUCAAAAGUACAUCACAGAAGUCUGGCUCAUGAAGGGCAAUAGGCAAAACUGUGUCUAUUACACUGAUAUGGGACAGAAAAUAGGAAAAGAGCAUGGAGUUAUUUAUGUGUCAACCAAUCAGGGUAGAAAAUGGAUGGAGCUUGCAGAGUUUGCAACAAACGUUUCGGGAGAGGAGUAUUUGUUUCUGGAACAUCAGCUGGAAUUGUUCGGAGAUCUGUGUCACGGUCAGAAUGACUUCUCAAUCAAGGUCAUCACCCAGGAAUUGAACUAUUUGACCUGGGAGGAAGCAUUCACAUGUCUGAGUGAUGACCGUCUGCCAGACAAACUACGAUCACAAUACUGUGACCUCAUUAUCACCAUGUUUGUAGACAUUGGUGCUAACCACUCCGUCAUUGAUCGGGUGAAACUCUCCUACGUCUAUGAUGAAAUUGAUUCCUUUGAGACCAUUUCUAAAAUAAUUGUUGGCCCAAUUGCACCAAUGUCCAGAAAGGACGAGAUUGACCACAGUCACUCCAUGACAUACCAGGUGUUCCCAACCCUUAGUGACUGGAUCUCUUCUUUCCUGAAAAACAACAGCGACAUGAUAGCAUCCAACGUUGGAAACAACAUGCUCGUAAAACAGGUUCUUCGUUUGGUGCACUACUUGGUGUCGUUUGGAUUUUACUACAAACCGGAGGACAUUAAGAAGUUACUAGAGCCGUUGAUGUCACUGAUUGAUGGCAGGAAUGACAAGCCUUACCCUAAUGUCACAGGUGCAGAGGACAUUUUGAGAGCCUUUAGAUCAAGGGAUCGAUUCCUGAGAAGCACAGAGACUACAGCAGUUGUUAUGGCCAAGUGUCAGGCUUUAGAAGCAUUGAAUUUGUUCUUCAACUACAUUUUCAACUUGAGAUUAGAGAAAUUCAUGAAUAUGUUCAAAGUGACACAUACUCAUGCCAACAGCCCUCAAAUGCCCCCACCUGAGCUUGGACCACUUCUGUAUGAGACUUUUGACCUUUCAACUCACCAAGGAGUGUCAAAGAGUGCUUUGAAGAAACUUGCAGAAAUUUUUGAGUUCACCAAUUAUUUGAAGGCCUAUGAUCUUGUUGCUGUACUGAAGGACUUGUCGUUCUAUGACUAUGAUGAAAUGAUACGAAUGUCCAUGCAUCUCCUGAACAGAUAUUACUCAGCUCACCAUCAGCUGUUCAACAAUGCAGUGCAGGCCCAGGUUUUAAUUACUGACAAAUCAGUGGAAGUUUUCAAUGCAUUGGAAAAGGUGCUGCCGAAUCUGCGGCGCCUAGCAUCGUCCAAACUCAGCAACCAGCAGGCCGAGGAACUUGUGUCCAUUCUGGAGGAUUUGAUACUAAUGUGCCAUUUAGACAAAGAGCCUGAGGAACCACAUGGGAUGAACCAGACUAUUCUGUACAACCAUGGUAUUAUAGAGGACAUGUUCAGUAUACUACAGCAGGAAAUAGACGUCAAACUGUUGGACCAAUACACUGGGCUGAGGAAGGUGUUCCAGAGAACCUUCACUUUACUGAAGUUACUAGCCAGGGGAAAUAAGCUGGUUCAAGGGCGUUUGUUUGAUCGUCUAGACAUGUUGCUAGCUACAGAAGGGGCUGGAGAGGAGUUAGCUGAGUGCAUUACAGAGGUGUUCACUGGAAAUUCCACCACUUGCAUGAAGAUUAGUGGGAAUCAAGUGCAAAGAAUAAUGACAUUAGUUGCCAAGAAUAAAGAAAAUGUGCCCCAGCUUCUGGAUUUGCUGAAUGCUGUAGUGAAAGUUGAAGAAUUAGACUUGCCAUUAAAGAGGAAUCAGAGUUUUGUCAUGCAGUAUUUCAUGCAGUUUAGAUCUGACAUUGCACAAGUGAUAGACCAAGACGAAAAAGCCAGGGAAAAGAUUUUAACAGAAGCGGGGAACAAACAGCUUCAUUAUCUUAUAGCCAUGGUGGAUAUGUUGGCAACAUGUGCAGAGGUCACGAUGGUUCUAGGAGAGAACCGGCACAUUGAAUCCAUCUGUCAGACAAUCUUCCGCAUCCCGGAGCUUCUUCGACUGCUGACAAAUCAAAACAUCAGCAACAAUUUUAAGCAGCCUUUCCUGCGUUUCUUCCUAUGGGUAUACCUCAACACCGCCGGAGGCAUGAUAGAGAGUGGAGCAGGAGACAUGCCACACGAAAAAAUGAUGUGGCUAUACUUAGGAGAGAUUACUAGAACACUCAACCAAGUGACCGAAUUUGGUAAAGAAGAUCCAGAAACAACGAAACUACUGCUCAAAAGACCCCCGGCGAAAAGUGACCGUGGUGACACUAAGAAGGAAGCCACAAGGGGGACUCUCCACUACCUGUUUGAGGGUGUCAUGCCAUUCCUCCAGAUUUUCUGUCGAUCGUUUUAUCAGCCAGAUUCCUCUGUGUUUCCCCAAGAACCUGAAGAUAUGGACAAACUUGCCACAGCAUUCAAGGAUUUCAUGGAGGUGGUGGCCCCAAUGAUCUGCAUAGAGCGACAGAUGAAGAACUUAGUGUCCUGCAUGACUUCACUUUUAUCAGCAUCCACACUACCUGUUAGGUAUAUGGAAGAAUUCCAGGAAAAAUAUGGUGGAGGAAUUGCUUCCCAAGAUGUCAGAAGUGAUGCCAGAAAGGUCUAUGAGGAAUAUUAUGAGAUGGAGGAAGAAAUCAACAAGCAGCUGAAUGUGUUUGCAGUAAAUAUGAAGGUGGCUUAUGGUGGUCCCAACACCGUAGAGGCACAGACAGGAUUUGACUCUGAUCUAGAAUAUUCGGAGCUGGGUGGGGAUGAAGAGCUACCCCUAGGCCAUGAAUUCCAGGAACACCUGAGGUGUUUCAUUGACAGCACAAAGAAAGACCCCAUUAAAAAAUUUAAGCUGAGCGAGAAACUUAUUAAACAACUCAUGAUUUCUUCUCAACUGUCUCGUUCACAUUUGAAUGAGAAGGAGAAGUUGGAACAGGUUGACCUAGAUGUUAAAUGUCUACAACUUCUUCGAGGUCUGAUUCACAAUGAGAUUGUAAAGCUUCCGGAGGACUGGGAGUCAGAGUCAUCGUCUCAUCGGAGGCAGCUGAAGGCAAUUGAGGAUGUCCAGAAUGCGCUAAACUAUUUCCAGGUGGUGACCAGCACGCUGGACCACCUUAAUAGUUCACAGGACAGUGUUGUUCGAGAGACUCUUGGAUUCUUAGCCAGCCUUCUGUUUAACGGCAAUGAAUAUGUCCAGAACAGCCUUAUUGCCUACUUCACAGGGACCAGAGAGGAGACGUUCUUCUUUGCGAUUAAGAAUCGUAUGCACAUGUCUGCUUUGGCUACCAGAGAGAAGCGACUUCUAAAUGCCAUGCAUCAAGCCAAAGUGGAGGAGGCCAUGCAACAAGCCAGGGCGCUCAGGAAAGCCAUGGAAACCGGCAAGCUUGCUCAGGCGGAGAUCAUGAGGGCAAAUCAGCUGGGAUCUAUGCUGUCAAUGGCAAAGAGAUCUAUGGCCAAUCUCAAGGCUGGGUCCUCCCCUGGCUCUCGCAUGGGAUCGCGAGCUCUUCUGGGUUCUCGUAUGGGCUCGCAGUCCAAGCUUAGCCAAGGUAAAUCAGCACUUGGUAGCGGUCUAUUGAAGCCACCCUCAAUGAUGAAUGGAGUCAACAAAUCUAGUCUUCAGCUAAAUGGCUUUGCCAACCCAAAGUCCAAGGUAGCACCUAUGGAGAAUCCUGAGGUUGUCAUCGAGAAUGUGGAUGAGGAAGAACUGAAGGAACUGAUGGAUGCAGCCAUGGGUAUGUCUGGUGAACUAGAGUUCAAAGAUGACGGCUACAUAGAACUGGUGCUUAGGAUUCUGGGAUUGAUGUGUGACAACCAGCAUAAUGAGAUUCAGAAUUACCUACGUGAGCAACCAGACAACAUCAAGUCUGUCAACCUGGUAGGAGAAACCACAAAAUUCCUCAACAUCUUAUACUCCAACAUCAAUGACAAGUCCAUGCCUCUAGUCGUUCAGCUGUUUGACACAUUAGUGGAAUUCACCUCUGGUAACCAAAGAAACCAAGCCAUUGUGUUUGACAACAAAGUGUGCGACUACAUCAACCACAUUCUUAGAGUGGGCAAAUUCCACAACUGUGAUAUGAAAGAGGAAUAUGUUCUGAAGAAGUCUAUUGCCACAUUGAUUAAGUCCCUGACAGAAGAGAAUCCCCCCGAGGAUGAUGAUGAUACCCUGCUAGCCAAGCAAGAGAAAAAAGACGAGCGAUAUCCUUCAUUGGCUGAAAACAUAAAAGGCCCUGCAAGUGUGGAAGUGAUGGAAUACCUGGAUGCUGACCUGUGUGUGAUUACUAUGACAGAAGCGUUCCUACAACUCCAGGUGAUGGACAAAGCACCAGCGCAGAAGAGAAGAGAUCCCGCAUUUGAUGAGCUUUACAACUUGAUUCAGGACACGGGAUUCUCAUUUUACCAAAUCCUCUGUCGAAAAUUGGAUCUAGAAGAUGAUGCUAGUAAAAAGACUCUUGUUAAAAAUGAUCAGCAAAGCAUGGCCUGGGAUUUCUUUGCUAUGAGCACGAUGUCCAUUGAAGUCAUCAAAGAUGAUGUCCUUCAGAAAAUUUACUUCAGGGUCAAGGACAGGAAUGUCUUGAGAGAAGAGAUUAAGGAGAAGUUUAAGUAUGAAGUGGACAGGACAACCCCCAGCAAUAAAAUUCGGGACUUCAUGGACUGGGCCAGCGACAUCAUCCAAGACAUCAAAUAUCAACGCAAAGUUCACGCAAACCCCGUCGGUAGACUGCUGGUCAAGUUAUGGAUCCCUAUGAACUACAUGGUUGUGUUUAUGAGUUUUUUCAUCAGUUGUAUAAUUAUGGUGACCUGGAGGGAUCCUAAAUUAGCAGAUGGAUCAUCUGACACUGGAAGUGCCAAGCCUGAGGUUACCUUUGACAACUACUUUCCGUUUCUGUAUGUGUAUGGAGGAGUACACAACGUCUUAAGUUUCUGUGUCCUGAUCACCUUCCUGAUAUCCAACAAUCCCACAUUCCCCCCUUAUACGUGGAUCAAAAACAAAUUAUCAUCCAAUGAUGAUGACAUCGAUUUCCGAUCCUGGCAUGAGAAGAAGACGGGGCGUUCAAAUUUGGAGAUUGAAAUAUACAACUUCAAAACAAUAUAUUAUUUUGCAUUUUUUGCGUGUUCGAUUCUGGGAACGAUUUUCUAUGGGUAUUUUUUUGCGUUCCACCUCCUCCAUAUUUCUGAGUUGAACCAGCUACUUAAGAGAGUCAUCGCUGCAGUAACCACAAACGGUAAAUCACUUUUGAUGGUGGCGUUGCUGGGUCUGGCAGUGUUUUUCUGCUACUCGCUAAUUUCGUUUGCCUUCUUCCGUGAAUCUUUCUUCAAGGAGGCAGACGGGCGACAUUGUAGGACGGUGUACCAGUGCUUCAUCACCAUGAUCCACCACGGCUUUGUGGACUCGCCCUACACGACAAUUGAGGCCUUGAUGGAUGACCAGUGGGAUAAAGUUAUACAUGUUACUAUAUUUGACGUGACCUUCUUUAUCCUGGUUACAACCGUAGGAUUGAACAUCAUCUUUGGUAUCAUAGUGGACACCUUCUCCCAGCUCAGAGAUGCCAAGUGGGAAAUUGACAAGGAUAUGAUGAAUAACUGCUUUAUCUGCAGCAGAGAGUCGUACGAUUUUGAGAGACAUGGUGAUGGUUUUGAGAAACAUGUGAGGUCACAGCAUUAUCAGUGGGCCUAUCUCUUCUUCUUCCUCCACCUGGAUGAGACACGCCCAAAUGAUUACACAGCUCUGGAACUACACGUAUUUAAACAGCUCCAGAAUAAUGUGUACGAUUUCUUCCCUCUGAACAGAGCUCUGAGUCUCAUGAAUGAAGAAAACACAAGUGAACGCAAACUCGAGAGCCUCCGAAUCAAUAUUGAGUACAUGGUUAACAAGAUGAAAGAAGAGGAGGCAGCGAGAGAGCGUGAAAAGGAGAGACAGAAACAGAUUGCCUGGGAGGCUGAACACAAGGAAAUCAAGGCUGCAGGACAGAAAGAAUAGACAUAGACCAAUCACUGCAGAGGCCAGCAGCCAAUCAGAAUGUUUUAUAGCUACAUACAAAUGUAUUGUUAGACAAUCACAAAAUUGCUGAGGUUACCAACCAGUCGGAAAGAACUACAUAUUUACCAACCAACAGCAUCAGAUGUUUUAAGUUCAACAAAGCAAGAACUUGGAUUGCAACAGUUCAGUUUGGAGCACAACUGGUCUACUACAUAUUGUGGCAUUGCAUUGUUUUAUUUUUGUAUUUAUGAACAAUUCAGCAAAUGUUUUGGUUUUAUGUGUUAAAUGUGAUAAUACUUAUCUGUGAUUGUUGAGUGCAAUUCCACUGUAAGGAACCGAAACUCCUGGUGGUCAGAUUUUGCCAUGCUUUCAUAUUUCAAUGUUAUUUGCUCGUUCAAUUUUAUAAUACUAACUCUGACACUGUUAUGUUUUGUAAAAACCCUCAGUUCCAGUCUCAGAGGUUUAGAAAGUAUGGCUGUGUUUAAUGAUGGUCCAUGUGCGAUAUGCUUGAUGUUGUUGAUUAAUUAUUAUGAACUCUAUUUAUAAAUGUAUACAAAUGUAUGUUCUGCUGUGCAAAAAUCUUUUUACAAAGACCAUGACAAAAUUGAAUGCUCUUGCACUGUAAAUAUAUAUUUUAUAUUGUUGCUGUGAAUGAAGAUAGGGCCAUUGUAUCUGCGUGUGUGAGAAUUAUGAACAUUUUGACCAGCAAACUGUUGUUUUAAACAUGUACCUUGUGAGAAUUUUUUAUUUAUGUUUUAACUGGAAUACAUAAAUUUUUUGAUUACUGCUAACAUAAAACUUGGUCGUUUGGUAAAUUAAUAGGAAUGAAAUCACAAUGGUUUUUCAUCAGUUGGGUCGUUUGGUUUUUUGGGUUUUUUUUGGAAAAAAUAUAAAUAAAAAAUGUGUUUUAAAUGUCAUUGUCCCAAAUGUUUUGUAAAUAAUUUAUUUGGAUUGAGUUGUGAUUAUAUUUGACUUUUCCUGUUGCCUAUAAACUGAAGAGUUUGGGAAAGGAAAGUAAGUUUAAUGGUUUAUUGAUGUUCAAAAGAACAAGUGAUUAAUUUUACACAUUAUCUGAAAGUACCGGUAUAAAGUACUCUUUUUUGAUAUUUUCUGAUUUUUUUGGUUAUAAACUACAAAGUGAAGGAUGGUACCCUCUUUGAGAUACCAAACUAUUGUUUUAAAUAAAAUGAAUAAGUACGCAUGUUCAAUAUUCACAAUUAAUUUCUUGUCCGUGUCAAGGUUGUAUUGUAUUUAUUUCAAUGUAUUGAUUGUUUUGUAUUUUACUUUUAGAUGUGAUAAAAAUUUAGUCAUAUCGUCCAUUUUAUGUUUAAGCCAUUGGAGUUGAUGAAUUUCAUUUGAACUGUAAAGACAUGAUUUAAACAAUAUUUAUUCAAUAAAUUGAUGGGAUUGGGCAGCAGACUUGGCCUAUAUUAGCCCUCUCCCUUGUAAAGACAUACUGCAUUUACAAAUACUAUAGAAUUUCAAUUACAUCUCACUUCUUGUAUGACCUCUCCAAAAUAAGUUAUGACUCGGUCUACUGUUCAACUUCUGGAAGACUAGUUGUAAAGCUAAUAUUCCAAUGUUCAGUGCCCGACAGACAUAUAUUGUGUUAUUCAAAAUAGUACUUGAUAUAGGCCGGAUUGAAUGUCUAGUUUGUAUUGCUGGGUAUAAAGACCAGGAAAGGUCGGGGUAACAAAUUAACCCAUAAUACAAAGUACACAUUUAUUCCUCGUAUUUUGUGAUGAACUUGUUUAAUUUAUGAGUAAAUAUUUUUCAAGUUGAAAGGUCACAUGUGUCAGUGCUUUUAUCCAAACAAAUGAAACAUCAAAAAUUUAUUCCAAAUAAAAUAUUGGUAAAAUGUUAUUAGAAAAUUCCAAUAUAAAUUUUUACAUCUGUGAAAUACUUUAUUUUGUAUGACAGAUUCUGAAUUUACUGAUCAAUUUUACACAAGUUGUUCAGUUCAAAUCUAAAAAAAAAUUUCCACUUUGCAUUUUUCUCGCAUAGAGUACUUGCUUUUAAAAAAUAAUUGGCAGUUCUUUGAUUUUAUGUUCAGAUGAAAACCAUAACGAUAGAAACCAAUGACCUCUGUGUGGGACAAUCAUUAUACAUUAAUUGUACUCGAGGUUUGUUUUUUGUUAUUCUACACAAUUUGUACGUUUCUAUAUUGUUUUAAUGGAAACCAUUUCACAAUUUAUAUGAAGAUUGAACGAAAUUCCACAAUCAAUCUGAUUUCAAUGUGAACAAACUAUUGUUUAAUGUCGUAAAAAGAAAUCUAUAAUCUGCAAGUGGUUAAAAUAAUUUGUUAUUGUGCCUUUAAUAAAAUGUUAUUUUCAAGA